Brassica oleracea var. oleracea is the source of this 3120-nucleotide messenger RNA. RefSeq names its product putative ubiquitin carboxyl-terminal hydrolase 11. Gene Ontology annotation, molecular function: cysteine-type deubiquitinase activity. NCBI's taxonomy places the organism in Eukaryota, Viridiplantae, Streptophyta, Magnoliopsida, Brassicales, Brassicaceae. The transcript has 14 exons. Gene Ontology annotation, biological process: protein deubiquitination. The record is from RefSeq and is a predicted model, not a curated record. The coding region runs from base 210 to 2879 and encodes 889 amino acids.
UAGGGAUUGGGCGUUGUUUACUGGAGAAGAGGAAAGGGCAUAAAAGGGAUCGUGAAUCUGACCACAAGUCUUCUUCUCCCUAUCUUUGCCGAUUUCUCUCCAACGCGAGGAAAAAGUGUUUCUCCGGAUUCGGGUUUCCAUCAAUUUCUCGAAUCUUCUCCUAUUCUUCUUCAUUUUCUUCUUCCGAUUCCACCUGUGAUUCGAUUAAGAUGACAAACUCUGACUCCGAAUCAAUGGGUUGUGACUUUCCGUGCACUCUCGAGGAAGAGAGACGUAUUGUGACGGAGCUGAUGAGCGAAGCUGAGGAUCAAUUGAAAGAGGGCAACUUGUACUUCGUCAUCUCAAACAGGUGGUAUACAAGCUGGAAGAGGUGUGUUAGUCAAGAGGCUUCAGAAGUUACUAGGCCCGGACCAAUUGACAAUCAUGAUAUUAUUGAUAGCGAAAGUGACGCUAGUGAUCCGCAGCUUCUUAAGAAUCUGGAGGAUGCUGUUGACUACGUUCUAGUUCCUGAACAAGUUUGGAAAAAGCUCGUCGAAUGGUAUAAAGGAGGUCCUCCAAUAGAGAGGAAGUUGAUCUCUCAGGGGUUUCAUAGUAAGAGCUAUAGCGUUGAGGUUUACCCACUCUGCCUUAAGUUGACAGACAGCAGAGACGGAAGCAGUUCCAUCAUAAGGUUGAGCAAGCAGGCUUCUGUAGGUCAACUUUUUGAGACGGUUUGUGCUGCAAGAGGGGUAUCAAAAGAAAAGGCUCGCAUCUGGGAUUACUUCCAGAAGAAUAAAAGCGUACUCUUGGAUCCUUCAUCUGAAAAAACCUUGGAGGAAUCUUGCCUACAGAUAGACCAGGAUAUUCUUCUUGAAGUUGAUGGGUCUGCGUCAUCUCAACAUGACAUGAGCUCGACGGGAAAUGAGUUAGCUAUCGUACUUGUAGAGCCUACGACGAAUACUAUGCUUAGCGAGGGGACCGUAUCGAAUGGUCACUCCAACGGUUCCAUGUUUAGCCUCUGGAAAAACCCUUUCAAAGAUGAUGGUGGUUCCUCGAGUGGUUUUGGGAAAAGAGACAAGAGAGGCUUGGUAGGAUUGCAGAAUCUUGGAAACACGUGUUUCAUGAAUAGCACUCUUCAGUGUUUGGCCCAUACCCCUCCUAUUGUUGAUUACUUCUUGAAAGAUUACAGCGGUGACAUAAAUGAAGAUAAUCCUUUGGGAAUGAGAGGUGAGCUUGCGGUUGAGUUUGGUGAACUUUUGAGGAAACUGUGGUCAUCCGGACAAAAUACAGUUGCGCCCCGCUCCUUUAAGACAAAGCUGGGUCGAUUUGCACCGCAGUUCAGUGGUUAUAAUCAGCAUGAUUCUCAAGAAAUGCUAUCUUUCCUGUUGGAUGGGCUUCAUGAAGAUUUGAACAAGGUUAAACAAAAGCCUUACAUUGAAUCUAAAGAUUCUGAUGGUCGUCCAGAUGAUGAAGUUGCCGAAGAAAUGUGGAAAUAUCACAAGGCUCGUAAUGAUUCCGUCAUUGUUGAUGUCUGCCAAGGACAAUACAAGUCAACGCUGGUCUGUCCAGAUUGUGGAAAAAUCUCAAUCACCUUUGAUCCCUUCAUGUACUUAACUUUGCCGCUGCCAACAAGUCGCACUCGAUCAAUGACAGUUGCAGUGUUUUACGGCGACAGUGACCGUCUUUUGACGCCGUACACAGUAACAGUUCCCAAAGAUGGUUCUUUGAGAGAUCUAAGCAAUGCAGUAGGAGCUGCUUGCGGCUUGAAAGAUGAUGAAAGCCUUUUAUUUGCAGAUGUGUUUUCUCACAAGGUGUUUAAAUAUCUUGACAAACCCCUGGAGCCUCUGAGUGAGAUAAAAGACAACGAUCGUAUUGUGGCGUAUCGGUUCAACCAGAUGCACAGAGGACCAGGCAAAGCCAAACUUGAAAUUCUUCAUUGGGAGCAGAAAAAGUUUGUUAUUGGCAGAGACACAAAGUAUUUUGGAAUCCCCCUUGUUACUUAUGUCAACACAGAACCACUUAGUAAAAGUGAUAUUGAUGCAAUUAUAUCUGGAUUGCUGUCACCUCUACACCGGACUCAUUCAUCAUCAUCUACUGUUCAUGUUGGAGAGGAAAACGGUCACAUUCCAGAUGUUGCUGUUGAAACAUCUGGAAUCUCAUCACCUAAAGACACUGAAAUAGAGGAGGAUAAUGCAGGUGGUGAUGGAGAGUUAUCUUUCAACGUCUUCUUUACAGAAACCUAUUCCAGCAGUCUGAAGCCACUUGAACCCGGUUUUGUUGCGAAUCCUUGUAGUGCUACAAAGGUUGUAGUCAAGUGGAGCGAGAAAGAGCAUGAAAAAUAUGAUUCGAGCUCCUUGGAUGUUGAUCUACCUGAGGUUUAUAAACCUAGUCUCUUUGUGAAGAAGCCAAAGAAAGAGGUUUCUUUGUUUUCGUGCUUGGAAGCCUUUAUAGCAGAAGAGCCUCUCGGACCAGAGGACAUGUGGUACUGUCCUGGUUGCAAAGAACACAGACAAGCAAAGAAGAAGCUCGACUUGUGGAAGCUGCCAGAAAUUCUUGUGGUCCACCUCAAGCGGUUCACGUACAGCAGAUUCUUGAAGAAUAAGAUUGAUACGCUCGUGAAUUUCCCGAUUCAUGAUCUGGAUCUAAGCAAGUACGUGAUGAAUAAAGAUGGUCAGUCGUGUCUUUACGAACUGUACGCGGUUAGCAAUCAUUACGGUGGUAUGGGAGGUGGUCACUACACUGCUUGCGCUAAGCUGAUGGAUGAGAACAAAUGGUACGACUUUGAUGACAGCCGUGUUUCACCUGUAGAUGAAUCCGAGAUCAAGACUUCGGCUGCAUAUGUUUUGUUCUAUCAAAGAGUGAAAAGUGAAUCAGCGUCAUCAUAUAUGGAUGAAGAUUAGUUGAAGAAAAGCUUUUCAUUCUUCAGGAUUCAUGACAACGGUUGCUGCUUUUCUCAAGAUUCAUUCAUUAAAAAAAGAGUUUAGAUUCUUUAAGAUUGAUUAGAAAAUUUUUGGGCAAACAGAUUAUACAAGUAUCUAAGGCGGGGGAGAAUUGGCAUAUUGUUGUUCUUACCUUUUUUAACUAAUUACUACUAAGUUAAUUGUUUCAGCAGAUGAUUUGGUCUGAAUAGCUUAUGUUUUA